This is a messenger RNA of Carassius carassius (crucian carp), 1553 nucleotides long. Its product is annotated as indoleamine 2,3-dioxygenase 2-like. The transcript is spliced from 10 exons. The record is from RefSeq and is a predicted model, not a curated record. Gene Ontology annotation, biological process: 'de novo' NAD+ biosynthetic process from L-tryptophan. Gene Ontology annotation, cellular component: cytoplasm. Gene Ontology annotation, molecular function: indoleamine 2,3-dioxygenase activity; metal ion binding; L-tryptophan 2,3-dioxygenase activity. NCBI's taxonomy places the organism in Eukaryota, Metazoa, Chordata, Actinopteri, Cypriniformes, Cyprinidae. Bases 1 to 1500 code for a protein of 499 amino acids.
AUGGGCAGGACUAUGAUCCAGGACUAUGAAGUCACCGAUAAGUCAGACAGGAUGAACACUAGGUCCUCUCUGUGGUUGCCUGAUAAUGAAAUUCCCCAGAGCUGUGAUGGGACCAUUAAGGGAAUGGAUGCUGAGGACUUGAAUAGGGAAGCCAUUCUUGUUUGCCCUCUUAGCAUGGAAUUUCUCUAUGUUUCCGAGUCAAUAAGCACUGAACAGGCAGGAGAGCAUAUUAUUGUAUUAUGGACACAUACUAUAUACAUCUACAUUGUGUUUCAGAGAGACCUGCCGGUGUACUACAAGCCCUGGACGGACAUUGCCAGAAAUGUGCCAGAACUCAUCUCCUCCCAUUCUUUGCGUCUCAGAAUUCAUGAUAUGCCUCAGUUGGAGACUCAUUUGUUACGGACACAUCGUGAGCUGCGUUUGGCCCAUCUGGCUUUGAGCGUAAUGACUAUGGGUUACGUAUGGCAGGAGGGAGAGAGAGAAACAAUAAAAGUGCUUCCACGGAGUCUGUCGCUGCCGUUCUGUGAGGUGUCUCAGAGACUGGGUCUGCCUCCGAUCCUCAUCCACGCUGACACAGUCCUCGCCAACUGGAAGAAAAGAGAUCCAGAUGGACCUUUUUCCAUGGAGAACUUGGACUUGUUGUUGACAUUGCCUGGUGGGGAAAGUGUAAGAGGAUUUUUUCUGGUGACACUGCUGGUGGAGUUGGCAGCUGUUCCUGGCCUGAAGUCUAUCCUUGAUGUCAUCAACGGCGUCCAGUAUAAUGAUGUUGCUAUGGUCACCAGAGCUCUGGAUGUUGUCAGUCAGACCAUAGACAGCAUGAAACAGGCCCUUAAACUAAUGCAUGAAUAUGUAGAUCCCUCCAUAUUCUAUGGCAUCAUGAGGAUAUAUCUGUCUGGAUGGAAAGAUAACCCAUUAAUGCCAGAAGGUCUUGUGUACGAGGGAGUUCAGGAGAAGCCACUGGAGUUUUCAGGAGGCAGUGCUGCUCAAAGUAGUACCUUACACAGUUUUGAUGAGCUGCUGGGAGUCCAACAUGAAGGCAGUAGUGGGGCCUUCCUGAGAAGAAUGAGGGGCUACAUGCUGCCCGCUCAUAAGCAAUUCAUUGAAAACAUCUCUAGUCGCCUGUCUUUGCGCAGCUUUGUGCUCCAGCAAGCAGAUGAGCGUCUAACACACACAUUUGAGCAGUGUGUGGCUCGGUUGGUGGACUUUCGAAAUUACCACAUCAUCAUUGUCACCCGCUACAUCACUAUCCCGGCCUCCCGUGCCAAACAGCUCCGUGCCAAUAAGCAGGGUUUGGCCGAGGAGCUGGACGCGAUCAGAUGUGCACCCACAGCGCUGGAGGAAAGAGGUACUGGAGGGUCAGGGAUUAUGACCUUUCUGAAGACGGUGCGUGACGAAACCAAAGACACUUCCAUCUCACAGUGUACUAAUGGGAACCACUUCUCGCCAGACCCAUCCAUAACAGAAAUACAGAAGGCUGCAUCUGAGUUCGCAACAGAAUGAUAAUAGCACCAAAGUAUCUUGGAAUGGUGAUUUGACAACCAAGGCUAAUUGGA